This is a messenger RNA of Contarinia nasturtii (swede midge), 1577 nucleotides long. RefSeq lists its product as uncharacterized. Bases 47 to 1336 code for a protein of 429 amino acids. Gene Ontology annotation, biological process: small GTPase-mediated signal transduction. Gene Ontology annotation, cellular component: cytoplasm. Lineage: Eukaryota; Metazoa; Arthropoda; Insecta; Diptera; Cecidomyiidae. The transcript has 7 exons. Gene Ontology annotation, molecular function: GTPase activator activity. The record is from RefSeq and is a predicted model, not a curated record.
UCAGAAACUAAACUACACUCGCGUUGUAAUUUAAAACAAAUCAACAAUGUUUGUCAAAGCUAUAUCUCUCUGCCUGCUGAUGGCACAUUUAUUGGGGCAAUCUUCAGCGGCUACAAAAUUAAUUGGAGCCAAGAGUAUAGACAUACUAUGGAAUGAACAAAGUUUCCUCACAUUUUGGGAUGGAAUUACUAAUUUUCUUUUAAAAAACACAAUUAGCGACCCGCAUUUUCGCAGCACACCUACAAAACAUGAAAUAGUAAACAGGCUUGAAAAGCAAAUAAACGAAGGAAACUACAAUUUUGAUUAUACAGACAGGCAUGAGGUUUGGAUUGUAUUCGAAAAUUUUAUGAAAAAUUUACAAAAUCCUAUUGUUCCUGAAAGUACGGCCAAAAUUGUAAAACAAUGUGAUGAUUUUGAUAAAGUGGGGCCUGGUUUAGAGGCUUUGAGCAAACUUUCCGAAAAAGCCAAAAAAUUCAUUGUUUUACUCUGUAAAUUUCUCCGGCGAGUUUAUUUGAUGAAAAAUAUUGCUUUUGGUGCAGAAAUGGAUGCGUGGCUUACUCCCAAGAAAGAAAAUUUCCUUAGGAAAGCUUUAUGCCUUGAAAAUGAAAGCGGGAAAUUGGACAAAAUUCAAACCAUUUUUAUAUACGAUGAAAUGAGCAAGAGCUUUGGAGAUGUGAUUAAUUACAUGAACCAACAUUUUUAUGUGAUCAAGCUACCUGGUGUUGAAUCAACAUGCAAGAUCUUCCACAAUACGAAUGUGGCCAGAUGCUGGAAUUCAAAACCAUUGCAAGACUUUUUGCAAAAGUCCUUGACUUUCAUGAGAGAAAACUGUCUUACGUUGGAGGGUUUCUUUAAAAAAGAUGCUAAAGUAUCUGAUAAGAAUGCACUGCAACGCCAAAUCGAAAAUGGCUUCAAUGACUUUACGCAAAUUAAAAAUAAGCAUCUGCUCGUUCAAAUAUUCAAACGCUUUCUGACUGGAUUCAAAGAACCAAUCAUACCAAAUGAUAUUGCCGUCAUAAUCAGAAACAUCUCAGAGGACCAAAUUCUGCAAAAGUUGAAUGCGGUUCUUGAUGUACUGAAUGAGCUUCCGAAUGCAAAUAAAAUUUUAAUCGAUAAGGUUUUACGGCUUAUGAGAGAUGCCGCAAAUGUAGCCAGCAAUGAUAUGGAUGCGUCUGCAUUAGCAAUAAGGGUAGAUCAAUGCUUCUCUUUUCCAACAACCUUGACGGGAAUUAUCAAUGUGAAGAGACAAGAAAAACCGAUGAUGGCUCAUCUUAUCGCUAAUUGGGGCGAUCAUAUUCACCUAGAUGAUUAUCUUGACUUUGUGCAGAGAAAAUGAGUUUUAUCUAAUAUGUUAAACAUGUAAAUAUUUGUUAUCAUAAUUAUCGCCAAUUAUUAUUUAGCCAAGAAUUAGAUUCCAGGAGUUUUUUUUAAUAUAACCAGUUUGUUUACUAAAGCAAUUUCAAAAAAUCUGUAACUUAUGCAUUUUAGCUUGAAGUUUUUGUUUAUAUGCGGUGGAUUCUUCAGCAAAUUAAAAUAAUCUGUCAAAGUAUUGAAUCGAAUGAAGUUUCCAAAUGAAA